CAAUUAGCUUUCAUUGAUGCAGCAGUAAGACCAGGUGUCUUUGAUUAACAUCAGUGUGUGAUUCAUACAAAAGCAGUUGUCUGUUCAGUGCAUUGGUAUGGUUUCAGUGAGAGUGGGGAGUGCUGGUUUUUGAGACUAUGUCUGGCCGAGGAAAAAAAGCAGCCCCUAAACAAAAAACUUCAGUGUCCCGUUCCUCCAGAGCAGGAAUCUCCUUCCCAGUAGGCCGUAUCCAUAGGCUGCUAAGAAGAGGAAACUACGCGGAGCGUGUUGGCAAUGGAGCUGCAGUGUACCUCUCGGCUGUCCUCGAGUACCUUUGUGCUGAAAUCCUGGAACUGGCUGGAAAUGCAAGCCGUGACAACAAAAAACUGCGUAUAGCGCCACGCCACAUCUUGCUGGCUGUCAAGAAUGAUGAGGAACUCAGUCAACUGCUUGUGGGAGUUACAAUCUCAGAUGGUGGUGUAAUUCCCAACAUCCAUGCAAGUCUACUCCCAAAGAAGACCAAACUUUCAAAGGAAGAUGACUCUGCUAAAGAUGUCCAAUCUCAAGAGUUUUAACCAUGCAUUUGUAUUUUUUAAUCAAGUUUAAUAAAGUGUUUUUAAAUUA
Oryzias melastigma (Indian medaka) is the source of this 603-nucleotide messenger RNA. Its product is annotated as histone H2A. Gene Ontology annotation, cellular component: nucleosome. The record is from RefSeq and is a predicted model, not a curated record. The transcript has 2 exons. Bases 138 to 554 code for a protein of 138 amino acids. Lineage: Eukaryota; Metazoa; Chordata; Actinopteri; Beloniformes; Adrianichthyidae. Gene Ontology annotation, molecular function: DNA binding; structural constituent of chromatin; protein heterodimerization activity.